AUGGGUAAGAGUAGUAAAGAUAAAAGAGACGUUUAUUACCGUAAGGCAAAAGAGUUAGGCUACAGAGCCAGAUCUGCUUUCAAAUUAUUACAAUUAAACGAACAAUUCCACUUUCUCGAUGACCCUAAUUUGAAACGUGUAGUAGAUCUAUGUGCUGCUCCCGGUUCAUGGUCCCAAGUUUUAUCCAAAACCAUGUUUAAAGGUAUUAAAGAAAGUGAAGUCACUGAGGACGAUGAACGUAAGAUCGUUGCUGUUGAUUUACAACCAAUGUCCCCCAUCGACCAUGUCACUCGUCUUCAGGCCGAUAUUACCCAUCCAAGAACAUUGAAUAAAAUUUUAGAAUUGUUUAAUAAUUCCAAAGCAGAUUUCGUUUGUAGUGAUGGUGCACCAGAUGUCACCGGGUUACAUGAUUUAGAUGAAUACGUUCAACAACAAUUAAUCAUGAGUGCAUUACAAUUGACCACAUGCAUAUUGAAAGAAGGCGGUAUCUUUGUAGCUAAAAUCUUCAGAGGUCGUGAUAUCAACCUUUUGUAUACUCAACUAGGAUACUUGUUUGAACAAGUCAUCUGUGCCAAACCAAGAUCCUCUAGAGGUACUUCGUUAGAAGCUUUUAUCGUUUGCAUCGGAUAUAUACCUCCAAAGGGAUGGCAACCUAAAUUAGACGAGAAUAUCUCAGUACAAGAAUUCUUCCAAGGUUUGAAAACAGAUUCCAAGAACCAACCUCGUGUCAUCGAACGAUAUUACGAAGAAGAAAGAAAUAUAGCAGAAUUCAUGUCAUGUGGUGGCUUGCAAAGUUUCGACUCAGAUGCCACCUACCAUUAUGACGUAGUGGCUGCCUUGAGUGACGUCUCAUUGGACCCUGUCCAAAGUCCGACCAGCCCAGCCUACAAAAAAGACUCUUGA
Henningerozyma blattae CBS 6284 is the source of this 903-nucleotide messenger RNA. It is a transcript of the gene TRM7, whose product is annotated as tRNA methyltransferase TRM7. The transcript has a single exon. Gene Ontology annotation, molecular function: tRNA methyltransferase activity. Bases 1 to 903 code for a protein of 300 amino acids. NCBI's taxonomy places the organism in Eukaryota, Fungi, Ascomycota, Saccharomycetes, Saccharomycetales, Saccharomycetaceae. The record is from RefSeq and is a predicted model, not a curated record. Gene Ontology annotation, biological process: tRNA methylation; cytoplasmic translation. Gene Ontology annotation, cellular component: cytoplasm.